This is a messenger RNA of Pocillopora meandrina, 309 nucleotides long. The record is from the annotation of a GenBank genome assembly. Lineage: Eukaryota; Metazoa; Cnidaria; Anthozoa; Scleractinia; Pocilloporidae.
AUGGUUUUGUGUCUGAUCGUUGGCUGUGGCAGCAAAAGUGGACGAGAUAAAGGGUUGUACUUUGCAAGGGUGCCUUCUGUGGUCACAAAUCAAGGCGAAGAGGCACAGAAACUAUCCGAAGAAAGAAGAUCGCGCUGGAUUUCAGCGAUAAGCCGUGACGAUCUGACCGAAGAGAUCUUAGAAAACGAUCGUGUGUGCGAAAAGCAUUUUGUUUCAGGAAGGGCAGCUAAGAGCUGGGAUAAAUUUAAUAUUGACUGGGUUCCGACAUUGCUUUUGGGACACAAUAAAGCUACUGAUCGAGAACAUGUU